AUGACUUUCCCCGAUAACAGUUUUGACGCUGUCUACGCGAUCGAAGCUACCGUGCAUGCUCCUAGUCUGGAAGAAAUCUACUCGGAGAUUUUCCGGGUCCUUAAGCCUGGCGGCGUCUUUGGUGUUUACGAGUGGUUGAUGACCGAGAACUACGACAACGAUGACCUCCGUCACCGUGCGAUUCGUCUUGGUAUCGAGCAAGGGAAUGGAACUAGCAAUAUGGAGAAGAUCUCGGUCGCUCUAGACGCGAUGAAGAAGGCUGGGUUCGUGCUUGAGGUCAGUGAGGAUCUUGCUGGUAGUAACGAUGAGCUUCCUUGGUACUGGCCUCCGAGCGUAUAG
Molecule: messenger RNA, 339 nt
Organism: Penicillium crustosum
Lineage: Eukaryota; Fungi; Ascomycota; Eurotiomycetes; Eurotiales; Aspergillaceae
Product: class I SAM-dependent methyltransferase
Exons: 1
Coding region: 1-339 (112 amino acids)
Biological process (GO): ergosterol biosynthetic process
Cellular component (GO): endoplasmic reticulum
Molecular function (GO): sterol 24-C-methyltransferase activity
Source: RefSeq, a predicted model, not a curated record